Molecule: messenger RNA, 1881 nt
Organism: Trichoplax adhaerens
Lineage: Eukaryota; Metazoa; Placozoa; Uniplacotomia; Trichoplacea; Trichoplacidae
Exons: 2
Coding region: 1-1881 (626 amino acids)
Source: RefSeq, a predicted model, not a curated record
AUGGCUAAUUCAUGUUCAAACCUAAUCCUAUGGGUUACCUGCCUUAUUCUGGCUGUAUGCUGGGCUAAACAAUCAACUCAAUCAAAGAAAAAUGCCCUAAAUGAUGAUAAUUUCGAUCAAAAUCGAAUCAAAUCGUUCUACACAAGUGAUCAUCGAAAAAUUUCUGUUUACAAUAAUUUUCUACUUUCAUCAAGUGUUUUUCUCAUUAGAAAUUAUUUGUCUAUUUAUGGUCAAUGGGAACAUUCGUUAGAAGAUUACAGUAAUGGUAGCCAUUUUGGUGAAGAAAGCCCAGAUCAUAUCAUGUGGAAAACUUUUCUAAAUCCAGAAUUUAUCGAAAAGACACGUUUCGGGAAAAAAAUUAUCCGAGCUGUCAACCAUUUUAAAGAACAGCAAGAUGGCGAUGGCUAUCACAUCUAUGAUGCGACUGCUAAAUUAAUUCGAAGAAUCGAUAUCCCUAAGAGUACUAUUGAUGCCCCCGAUAGUGAAGGUGAUGUCAGUGCCAUACUCUAUCUAAUUGGCAGUUGGAAAAAAAAUGAUUAUGGCGAUAUUUUAUUUUAUGAUGAUAAUAAAGAAAUUGUUGGUGCUGUCCAUCCACUCAUGCAUAGAAUGAUCAUGUUUGAUUCUUCCAUUGAACAUCUCUAUAAACCUCCAGCGAUCGAUAAUGGCGUAGCUAUGAAAACGUUACAAAUUAAGCUGACUAAAUCAGUUAAAAAAGUCAAGAAUGCUGUUCAACAUUGGAAAUUGAGAUCACAAAAUAGAAUUGUUGGCCGCAAAACUACAUUGAGCAAGUUAACUACCUCAACUUCUAAUGUCAUCGAUGUAGAAAAGUAUAUUACUAAACGCUAUGUUGGACCUCAUGGUAGAAAGAUCUUUGUUUUAGAUAAUUUAUUCAACGAAAACGACUUAGAAAAAUUACGAAAAAUUGUAAAGUAUAAACGCUACGUCUUUACUGAUCGAUUUGAUGAAGGCAGUGAUGGCGUUUCUUGGGUGGCAACAUUCUCAUUACAAGAUUUUAUCGAUAGUCAUCUAUGGGAUAUCCAUCAACAAGUAGCGAAGCAUGUUGGCAAUCGCACUACCUAUUUUCCCUAUGAUGUUUCCUGCAAUUUAGUCCAAACUAGCGAUAAAACUCGCUUGCAUGAUGAUUGCGCUCAAGUCGCUGAUCAAUGGACGAUGGUAACCUAUCUAAAUCCUAAUUGGACAGCACAAUCAGGUGGAGAAACCGCUUUCUUUGAACGAAAAGGCAAUGAUAAUGAAUAUAUUACUGAAGUAAGACCUCGCUAUGGCCGAAGUGUUAUAUUUCAGGGGAUGAUUUAUCACUCAGCUAGACCACCAGCGAAUGGCUAUAAUGGCAUACGAUACUCGUUUGCUGUUAAGAUGGCAGAAGAUGAAGCUCAAGCAAGAGUAAAUCGAGUAACAGAAGACUUUUCUACCUAUGCUGCAAAUGUUGAACAAGUUAGCAGUGCAAUCAAGAUUGGUUAUAAAAUGGGUGAAGAAAGAACUGAGAGAAUCGCAUUUCGAUCUAUUGUCGGUUCUGCUUCUGCUUCAAAGUCGAAAGAGAAAGAAGAAGAAGAAGAUGAUGAGCCCAGUCGACGAAAUGUAAAGGGCAAUCAGGACUGGUCUGAAGAUGAUAAUGAAAAUUUUGAAAAUCAACCCAUGCAAGAUCCAGAAUAUGAACGCGAAUUGGAACAAUAUCGCAAUCCUCAUAAAGAAAUAGAAAAAACGUCCAAUAAAGUAGCUGCCAAGAAACGUCAAGAACUAAUCGACAGCAUAGAUAGAGUUAGAUCCAAUGACAAAGCCAUGGCUAAAAUCCAAAAUGAUUUUGAGCGUCAAAUAAAUAACUUAUUACAAAAACUAUCAGGAACUUUAAGUAAAUAUCUAUAG